Molecule: messenger RNA, 486 nt
Organism: Seminavis robusta
Lineage: Eukaryota; Bacillariophyta; Bacillariophyceae; Naviculales; Naviculaceae
Source: the annotation of a GenBank genome assembly
AUGUGCUUCUCUGAUCUUGACUUUGCCACUAUCCAUGAUGUCAUUGAAUCCUGGGAAAGACUCCGUCAAAUGAAAGGCUACGAUGUCGAGGCCGGCACUCUUCUCUUCUCACACAUGUUCAACAAGUGCCCUAGCACCAAAACUCUCUUUGGUUUACCGUUGGACAUGGCGACUGACCACGAAUCAUUGAAAUCCAACCGCAGAUUUCAAGUUCACUGCAAGCAUAUGAUUGCCAUGUUGGGCAAGGCACUCAAUAUGCUGGGACCAGAUGAUGAGUUGUUGACAGAAAUCAUGUCAGAUUUGGGGAAGAAACACUUCCACAUGGGUGUUGAUGACGAGCACUACUACAGAAUCAUGGGAGAUUCCUUGUUCUUGGCAUUGGGUGAACUACUGGGAAAGGACUUCUGCCCACAAGUGGAAGAAUCAUGGACCAUAGUAUAUGGCGAGAUUACAGCAGCCAUGAUCAAUCAGAUUCCAAAGAAAUGA